AUUCUAUCUGUAUUUCAGUUUGUCAUGUACUCUAACCUUUCUUUCUAAUUUUGUGUUUAUUAUAAGUAUUUUAGAUUAUCAAAACAUUUAAAUAAUCUUAAUUUGUUAUUGCCAUUAGAAAGCGAAAAUUAACUUGUCCAAUCUUUACUCUUAAACACACCUCAAACAUGAUUUAGAAUAAACAAAUUCUAUAGGUUAAGUUUAUUGUAUUACAUUGCAAAACAGGACAUAUUGUAAUCUUGCCAAUCUGAGUCCCUCAUGCAGCAACUAUCAACAAAAGAACAGGAACAGAGCAAAGUGUAAUGUAUAGGUUAUAAUGGAGGAAAACGUUUCUUUCUAAAGUUUCGAUUUUUAUAAAUUUAAAUAAUAAUUUUUUGUUUCAUAAUAUUUAACAAUGUUCUCAAAAAAGAAAGAAACAUCAGGUAAAAAGCCGCGUACAUCAGGUGGAUUAGCUCAGUAUGGAUUGAUGGACAUUCCAAAUAUCGGCAACUUUGACAAUAUGAAUGAUUUUGAUGGAGAUGAUGACGACGAUGAUGAUGCAGAUCUUGAGGCAGAAUUGAUGGCGUUGACUUCGGAGUCUGCUCCAGCGCGCCGCAAGCCUAAGCCCAAAGCUGCUCCCCUACCACCAGAGCAACUUGACAGAUUAGUGGCAGCCAGCUUACGAGAUGUGCCAUCUGAUGAAUCAGCAGGAGAUGAUGAUGAUGAUGACGAUGAUCCCGAACUUCUCGCGGAACUUGGUGGUCUUAUUGGGAGUGAAGAAGCUGACGAACCUGUUGAGAGUGUUCCGGAAUCCAAAUCUUCAACUUCAAUCCAAGUUCAACCAGCAAUGAAACAAGCUCUAGAAUCAACGAUUGCCGAGCGCUUGGCCAUGUACCAGCAGGCUGAAGCUAAUGCCAAAGCCACUGGUGACUCUUCAAGAGCUAGAAGAUUGGGCAGAGGAAUAAAAACGCUUUCGGAUCUCUUGAAGCAAGCCAAAUCUGGUAGGCAGGUGAAUGAGGCUGACAUUCCGCCCCCAGUUGUCGUCCAGAUGACUGCGCCCCGUAAUGUGCCGCCCGCGCAGGAGCAAACUGAAUGGGCUCGUAAACAAAUGACUGAUACCCAGUACACUAAACUCAUGCAACUGAGCAACCAGCUGAGCAACCAGCUGAUACACCCCCUCCUGUGCCUGCAAGACGAGCUCCACCCCCCACCCCAGGAAGAUGAGUACAUCAUUCUACGCCCCGCACCCCCGCCCGAAGACGAAUACUGUGUUCUACGCCGCGUGCCGAGUCGGACCCCCGUCAAAUCACCCCAAGACGAUGACUCCUCUCCACCGCCCGUGCCUAGUAGAAACCCCGUCAGAUCGCCCACUGCCUUUCCUCCACCCCCCGUACCCACUGAAGCCCCCCCAAUACCCCCCCGCUUCACCGACCCCUCAUCACUUGUGCGAUCACUCAGUGCAACUGCAGAGUCGGACCCAGCCAGAACCGUCCAAAUGCUAACUUACCGUCGCAAUGCCUACAAGCUGGCUGCCUUGAAAGCGAAAAAGGCCGGAGAUGUUGAUGGCGCUGUCAAGUAUCUGAAAGUUUCUAAGCAAUUCGACAAGGUAAUUGAGGCGGCUGAGGAGGGCAAAACGGUGGACCUGAGUGAGAUGCCGCCACCUCCCGAUGCAGAUGAGGGAACUGUGAAGCAACAGCAGUCGCCCAGCUUCAUCCCGACUGUUUCCCCCAAGCAACAAGACGAGAAACAGCACUCAGCUGAUCAGCCCCCCAUGUCAGUCCAACCUGCCGAGGAACAGCAACCUGAAACAGCUGAAGUGUACGAAGUGAACUACAGUAGCGUGGGUGAAGCGUUGGAGGCGCGAUUGAAGCUAUACGAGUCGCAGGAAGCAGCCGCCCAACAGGCAGAAAACUCCAGGAAGGCACGACAGAUGGGUCGCAUAGUCAAGCAAUACAAGGAUGCCAUCCGAUUGAACAAUGCUGGCAAACCCAUCCCUGUUGACGAACUGCCCAAUCCUCCAGGUUAUGCACCUAUUCCUGUAAAGGGAAGUGCAAUAGUGAAGCCGCCUCCGUCAGCCCCAGUGGUGCCAACUGCCCCCGCAUCCACAUCCGCACCACCUCCAGAGCAGCCAACCAAAUCGCAGCCCGAAAGUGCAGAGGACAAAGAGGCACCUCCAAAAGAAAACGUUCGCAAGAAAGCUGGCUCCAGAGUAGAACGGCAACUGAGCUUGUUGACUCUACGACAGAAAGAGUUUAAAGUGGCUGCACUGGAGGCGAAAAAGAACGGCGAAAUCAACCAGGCCAAAGAAUAUCUACGAGUUGCUAAAGGAUUCGAUGCACUCAUCGAGGCUUCCAACAAUGGGUUGCCUGUCGACAUGGACACGGUUCCUGCUCCACCUUCGGCGAAGGAAGCUCUCGAAACCGAGUUUGACGUAGUAUUGGCGGAAGAGUGUGUUCCCAACUCAGACACUGACAUCUAUGUAAAACUCGAGAGUGAUCUAGUGAGCCAGCUCAAGAUGUGUAUGCAGACUAGAAAUCACUUCAAGGCGAUUGGAGAUGUGGCCAGCGCUAAUCGAUUCGAACAGUUGGCUCUAAACACAAAAAAAGAUUUAGACGUGGUUAAAGUUUCAAACAGGAAGAACGACCCGGUACCGAGAUUCCAUUACGAAACUAAAUCAUUUUCUAUUGUACAGUGCAAUACGGAUUUGACAGACAACGACCUGCAAUUGACAAUUGUUCAAGGCGUCAACUACUGUGUGCCUAACCCAAAAGAAGUGGACACCUAUGUGAGAUUCGAAUUUCCAUUUCCCAGUGAUAAUCCACCCAAGGAUAAAACAGUUGUAAUCUAUAACACAAAUAACCCAAUUUAUAAUGCUGUAUUCACACUUCCCAUUCAAAGGAACAGAACAUGCCAAAGGGUAUUCAAGCGGCAGAGUAUCAAGUGCGAAAUUUGGUCAAAGGGGUUGACUUGCAGUUCAUUUUUAAGUUGGUUUCGCUGCUUCUGUCAUCCUAGGGGUUUCUUCAGAGGGGACACUCUUCUUGGAACAGCAACCGUGAAGCUGCAACCACUUGAAACUAAAUGCACCAUUCAUGAUUCAUUCGAUUUGAUGGAAGGACGCAAAGCAGUGGGUGGGAAGCUGGAAGUGAAAGUGCGCAUACGUAAUCCCAUUGUAACAAAGCAAGUUGAACAAGUUAAUGAAAAAUGGCUAGUAAUUGAUCACUAAUAUGAAUAUCAUAGACCAUUAUGAGGAUUUGGUCUGGAACCAAAAAGCGCUAUUACCUAUUAUUACCCUAUUGUUAUAUUUUUCCAGUAUGGAAUCUUAUUUACUAUGGAGUUUACUUCAACUAUAUUCUAUAUACUAUAGUCUACAAUAUCUUACCACGUUUCAUACAUUUCAAUAGGAUUUUAUUGAAUGACAAUUCUAAUAAAAAUAUACUGAAGCAUUUUUCCUCAUUCUUGAGUUACCGAGAUCUAGUAUUAUAUCUUCUCUACUGCUUGCUUCUUGUGAGAAUUUGUUGUGAUAUCAAGAAGAUGUUAUAUUUGGUAUCAUCAUCAUGAAACUAUAUUUCAAAUUAUGUUUUGUAUGAUGACAAUGUUAACUUAAUUGUAAAGGAUGAAACUUUUAUAUUUCAUAAUAAACUUUCAAGGCUUUUAUAA
Messenger RNA from Nilaparvata lugens (brown planthopper), 3636 nucleotides. It is a transcript of the gene l(2)gd1, whose product is annotated as coiled-coil and C2 domain-containing protein 1-like. Lineage: Eukaryota; Metazoa; Arthropoda; Insecta; Hemiptera; Delphacidae. Gene Ontology annotation, molecular function: RNA polymerase II cis-regulatory region sequence-specific DNA binding; DNA-binding transcription repressor activity, RNA polymerase II-specific. Gene Ontology annotation, cellular component: nucleus. The record is from RefSeq and is a predicted model, not a curated record. The transcript is spliced from 18 exons. Bases 395 to 3202 code for a protein of 935 amino acids. Gene Ontology annotation, biological process: regulation of transcription by RNA polymerase II.